AACAGGAGCAGGAGGAGAGAGAACAACAAGAGCAGGAGGAGAAACAAAGACAGGAGAGGACUGAGAGGAGAAGGAGGAGGAGAGAAAGAGAGAGACAGGAACGAGAAGAAAGAGAAAGACUGGAGCAGGAGGAGAGAGAACGACAGGUGCAGGAGGAGAAACAAAGACAGGAGCAGGAGGAGAGAGAACAACAAGAGCAGGAGGAGAAACAAAGACAGGAGAGGACUGAGAGGAGAAGGAGGAGGAGGGAGGAAAGAGAGAGACAGGAACGAGAAGAAAGAGAAAGACUGGAGCAGGAGGAGAGAGAACGACAGGAGAGGACUGAGAGGAGAAGGAGGAGGGAAGAAAGAGAGAAAUGGGAGCAGGAGGAGAAAGAGAGGUGGAGGAAGGAGAAGAGUGGUGGAGAAAAACAGGAGACGACAGGAAGAAGUAAAUCUGAGUGGACCUUUGUCUCAAACCUGAAAAUGUGGCACCUUGAACACAAGAAAGAGAAAAUCGUCAAGGCCCUUAUCAGGACCUGUGAUAAGGAGGAGUCCAUUGAGGCUGGUGACGAUACUCCUGAAAUGAAGGACAUUCGAGUGUGGAGGCAAAUGGCAAAGAAGAGGAAGCUGCUGAAGAAAAGGCAGACAAUAGAGGACAGAAUAAAACGCAAGAAGGAGAAGCAGAGACAAAGACAAAAGUGGACAAAGAAAGAGAGAGAAAGAAGGGAUGGGAAAGGAGCACGUAAGUGGAAGAAGAAAGGAGAGGAGGAAGACACAGAAAGUGAGGAGAGUGAAAGAGAAGAGGACACAGAAAGAUCUGGAUCUGUUCCAAAGAAAAGCCUCAUGUCAAACCUGAAAACGUGGUACCUGAAACAACAGAAGGAGAAAAUCGUCAAGGCCAUUAGCAAGACCCGUGACAAGGAGGUGGCCAUUGAUGUUGGUGAUGAUACUCAUGGAGAUGAAAGAGAUAAGAGUAUGGAGACAACAGGCCAAGAGGAAGAUGCUGCUGAAGAAACAGUCCUGAUCUGA
Lates calcarifer (barramundi perch) is the source of this 1010-nucleotide messenger RNA. RefSeq lists its product as uncharacterized. The coding region runs from base 465 to 1010 and encodes 181 amino acids. The transcript has 5 exons. NCBI's taxonomy places the organism in Eukaryota, Metazoa, Chordata, Actinopteri, Centropomidae. The record is from RefSeq and is a predicted model, not a curated record.